CCUCUCCCUUGGUCGAUAGAGUUAUUGGCUGUUGAAUCCCAAAGACCUCGCAAUCGAACGAACCACAGUACAACCAUACAUUUCCGUGAUUUCCGGUCAAUUACUCUGACCCUAUGUCAUGUUGACUCAUCAGAAGAUGCCUUCCCCCGACGAAGGGGAUGCCCUCAUAACUUCAACGAUAACCAUCUCAAUCUCCCAAUUAUGCAUGCUGUCAUGAAUCGUGAAACCUCAACUCCUACUUCGAUCGAAAAUUUAUCUGGCACUAUCCCAACAACCUCAGUCAUUGGGAUGGACUCGGAGGUCCAAGACCGCCUUGCUUCACUUGAAGCCCAGGUGAUACGACUUAAUGCCACCGUUGCCUGUCACGAACAACAGGUUCGAGCCGCGAGACUUGCUACCUUGAACCAAUGGUGCUCCAUUCUAAACAACAAAACAAGCAAUUCGGGUUAUACAAUGCCACCACAAGACCGCGGCGAUAUACUCAACGAUGUCGCCAUUAUUCGAGCCAUGUCAACCUUCAUGCCCGACAAGGCUUCAAGCUGGAAGAAAGUAUUCGAGAAAACCUACGGUAUCACUUUUGAAACCGCCAGCUCCGAUGAUCUACUCCUGAUGGCAAGUCUUCGGGUAAUCACCGUAUUCAACAUUGCAGCUGAGGUCCAAGUUGGUCAGAAGUGGCGGACGUCGGAUAGCAGCAUAGCUACGGGACGCGUGAGAUCACUUUGCAUGACUAUCAUUGACGAAUGGCUGGUACACCCGGAGAGUCUGUUAGAACCUGGAUCAAAGAAUGAGAAGGCUUACAACGAGCUGCUGGAGCGGUAUAAUUUUCCUUCUAACCUCUAAACCUCCCUUUUGGAUCUUUACAAUCUAAGAUCUUCGAUUUCCUCAUUUCAUCAGUGGCUUUGUGAUUCGAUGAAAUCGCCUUGCUAGAAACGAUCUAUCGAUCAACGAAUCCGUUUAAGGGUUCCAUUGAUUCCAUGUUAGUUACACUACCAUUAUUGCUUUCCACUCCUUCCAAUGUUAC
Molecule: messenger RNA, 1021 nt
Organism: Aspergillus steynii IBT 23096
Lineage: Eukaryota; Fungi; Ascomycota; Eurotiomycetes; Eurotiales; Aspergillaceae
Exons: 1
Coding region: 202-840 (212 amino acids)
Source: RefSeq, a predicted model, not a curated record